AUGUCGUCUGCUGUAGCAGAACUGGAUAACUAUCUCCAGUCUAUGCUGGCACUCAAGCCUCCGGGUGUUUCAGGCUCUAAGAUCAACAGUAUCACAUCGCUUUGCACGGCAAAUGUCCAGAAUGAAUCCGUUCUCAUCCAGAAGAUCUACACACACUUCAAGAAGGCACCAGGAACACACAAAUUGGGCGUACUCUAUGUCGUAGACUCUGUAACUCGACAGUGGGUAGAAGCAGCGCGCAAGGCAGGGCAACCAUCCGGUAGUGCUGCUCCCGAUGGGACGUUCGCCGCUGGUGUCAACAGAGUGACCGAAUUGCUACCCGUCCUCAUGACGGACAUCAUAAACAACGCUCCUGAAGAUCAAAAGGAAAAAAUCAAGAAGCUGGUCGACAUCUGGGAGCGGGGCUAUACAUUCCCAGCUCCAAUGCUUGCGUCGUUCAAAGACAAAUUAAACGCACCUCCAUCGCAAAGUAAGCAAGAUACUCCCCUCCGGCUGACGUAUCCUGGUAUCUCGGCAUGGCCAAGCCGAGCUUCUUCAUCUGGAAACCGUUGCGGGAUCAUAGUCUCUAACCGUUGUGCCCUUACUUUCCCUCUAGAUGUUGAAUCCACCACUCCUGAAGGAUCCCCAGCACCCAACUACGUUCCGCUGGGUGGUCUGCAGCAGCAGCCGGCGGUCAACGGUGCAUCCAGCUCUGGUCAGCAGCCGGAUACCUCGAGUAUUCUCAAGGCGUUGGCCGACAUGGCCAAGCAGAACACGACGGCCCCGGCUGCACCGGCUGUGGCAGCGCAAACUAACCCUCUUAAUGCCUUAAGCCAGCCGAGUACGGUUCCGCAGCCCGCGUCGUCAUCCGUAGACCCGGCUUCACACUCCCAGAAUGGGCAGGCUGGUGUAAACCCCUAUGCUGCUGCUGGAAGCAUGGCGACGCCGUUCGCGGGGUUGAGUAAUGUUGCUCCGAAUCCCGCCUUGGUACCGCCGCAGACUCAGAGCCAGAACCACACUCCCAACCCGUUGACUGCAGCACAAAAUCCACUGGCCGCGCUACUGCCGCAGGCGACUGCAGCUCCGGCCCAGCCGAGUGCCCCGAUCGGGCCCGAUGCUCUGCAGCAGCAGCUCCAGCUCCUGCAAUUGCUGGCCGCCCAAGGCAUCCCGCAAGAGCAAUGGGCCACGGCGCUGCAGAUCCUGAGCCUGUCCAAUGCCGCCAAUAUGGGGGGCAUGAACCCGGGCCAGGCUCCGCCAUUCAACCUGCCGGGCCAGCCUGUCGGCUCCGCCUGGGGCGCCCGGCCCGACUCCCAGUCACGUGAGUUCGAGCGCGACCGCGAGCGCGACCGGGACUACAUGCGCUCUCCCCCGGGCCAGUACCGCCGCCGUUCUCGCUCCCCCGGCUGGGACCGCCGUCGCGAAGCCUCUCCUCCUCGCCGCCGUGACAGCCCCGUCUACGGAGAGUACCAUGGCGACUCGCCCGGUCGCCGGGGCGGCGAUCCGCGCGGCCGCCGCGGCAACGAGUAUCGCCAGCGCAGCCCCCCCGGCCGUCGUCGCCGGUCUCCCUCCCCGCCUCGUAAGGAUCCGACCUUGCCUCCUCCCGGCCCCAAGUUCGUGGAGUGGGAUUAUUCGAUUGGCCAAGGGAACAUCAAAGUCCUGAGUCGAACUCUUUUUGUUGGCGGUGUCACGUCGUCGGAAGCGCAUCUCCGCUCUCUCUUCAGCAAGUUCGGCAUUGUCCAGACCUGCAUUGUCAACAUCGACAAGCGUCAUGCCUUCAUCAAGAUGAUUAGCCGUCAAGACGCGGUCAGUGCUCGGGAUGGAAUGGAAUCCUACAAGUCCGGCGACAUGCAAUUGAGGACCCGGUGGGGUGUGGGAUUUGGCCCCCGUGAUUGCAGCGAUUACCAGACGGGCAUCAGUGUGAUCCCGGUCGAACGACUGACGGAGGCGGAUCGCAAAUGGAUGCUCACCGCGGAGUACGGCGGAACCGGUGGAAGGCCAAUUGAGACCGGAAUGGUCGUCGAGGAGCCUGACAUCGAAAUUGGUGCGGGAGUCUCUUCCAAAGCUAUCAGCAGAAGGAUUGCCACUGACACUGGCGGCAAACGCGGCCCGGUCUCGUCCCGCUCGCAGCAGGACCGAUUCCGUCGCCCGGAACGCGAAGGACCUCCGACUGGGAUGGGCCUCGGUGGAUCGGCGGAGCGGGAAAUCCCCAAUGCUAACAAUGUCGGCGUGCCGCCCGCCGUGCCUGGCUUCGGUUUCUCGUUUCCCGGCAUGCCCAUGUUUCCUCCCGGCUUCAUGAUGGGGGGAGCACAAGCCGGGGCAUCUGGUGGCUCGGCCCAGCCUCCCCCGCCGGGUCAAGGAGGCAACUAG
Molecule: messenger RNA, 2346 nt
Organism: Aspergillus ibericus CBS 121593
Lineage: Eukaryota; Fungi; Ascomycota; Eurotiomycetes; Eurotiales; Aspergillaceae
Product: Nrd1 complex RNA-binding subunit
Exons: 7
Coding region: 1-2346 (781 amino acids)
Cellular component (GO): nucleus
Molecular function (GO): RNA binding
Source: RefSeq, a predicted model, not a curated record